AAGAGACAUACUCGAGGUCCACAGGGAAUCUCUUUAAUCGGUGGAAAUCAUUUGUGACCGCCUCUGGAUUCUCUUUCAUAUGGCAGAAUGUCAACAUGGAUAUUACUGCUCGCUGUGGGUGCGUCGGCCCGUUUUGGACUGUCCAGGGGUCAGCGCUCAGAACCCAUGUUCGCCUCCGUAACUCAGAGUAUUUUCCCACCCGACUAUGAGCACAACCCUACGCAGCUGAACUAUGGCGUGGCUGUGACUGAUGUGGAUGGAGACGGUGAUCUGGAGAUGUUUGUAUCGGGCUACAAUGGUCCAAACCUGGUGCUGAAAUACGACAAGGUUAAGAAGAGGCUUGUUAACAUUGCAGUUGACAACCGCAGUUCUCCAUACUACGCGCUCCGAGAUCGACAGGGCAACGCUAUCGGGGUGACAGCAUGUGACAUAGAUGGUGAUGGAAGGGAGGAAAUCUACGUCCUCAACACUAAUAAUGCCUUCUCGGGGAGAGCCACAUACACUGAUAAGCUAUUCAAGUUUCGAAACAGCCGUUUUGAGGAUCUCCUGAACGAUGAGAUAAAUGAACACAGAGAUGUUGCUAACCGUGUGUCUGGGCGAUCAGUGGCGUGUGUGGACAGAAAGGGAACGGGACGUUACUCUAUCUACAUCGCCAAUUACGCCAGUGGGACCGUCGGCCCGCAUGCUCUGAUCGAAAUGGAUGAAAGUUCCAGCGACCCGUCCAGAGGAAUCAUUGCGCUGUCAAACGUGGCCGAACAAGCCGGUGUGAACAAGUUCACAGGGGGACGGGGGGUCGUGGUGGGUCCCAUCGUCAGUCAGUACCUGCCUGAUAUAUUCUGCGACAACGAGUACGGCCCCAACUUCUUGUUCCGCAACAACGGAGAUGGUACGUUUACGGACGUGGCGGUACAGGCAGGAGUAGACGACCCGAUGCAACAUGGCCGUGGGGUGGCUUUAGCAGAUUUCAACCGGGAUGGGAAGAUGGAUGUCGUCUACGGAAACUGGAAUGGGCCGCAUCGCCUGUUCAUGCAGCUCGGCAACCAUCGCAAGCAAAGGUUCAAGGACAUCGCCUCACAGAAGUUUUCCAUGCCAUCUCCUGUUCGUACAGUCAUCGCAGCCGACUUCGACAAUGAUAAUGAAAUGGAGGUCUUUUUCAACAACAUUGCUUACAGAGGACCGUCAGCCAACAGACUCUUCAGAAUUUCACGAAGAGAACACGGAGAUCCACAGAUCGAGGAGCUGAACGUCGGGGAGGCCGCAGAACCGGAGGGACGAGGAACCGGAGCGGUUGUGACUGAUUUUGAUGGAGACGGACAGCUGGAUUUGUUGGUGACACAUGGAGAAAGUGCAGCUCAGCCCAUCUCUGUGUACAGAGUCACGCAGGGCUCAUCUAACAAAUGGCUCCGUGUGAUUCCACGCACACAGUUCGGGGCUUUUGCUCGUGGUGCCAAAGUGAUCGUUUACACCAAAAGAAAUGGCCCCCACACACGCAUCAUAGAUGGAGGGUCCGGGUACUUGUGUGAAAUGGAGCCGGUGGCUCACUUUGGACUGGGGAAAGAUGUGGCCACCAGUAUGGAGGUGUUCUGGCCAGACGGACGAUCCGUGGCCAGGCCGCUGGAACCCGGCGACAUGAACAAAGUUAUGGAGAUCUAUUACCCUGAACAUGAGGAGGAAGUGACCCCGGCUGCUGAGAUUGAGUGUGGACCAGGAUUUGAAGUCAAUGAAAAUGGCCGUUGCACAGAUCGAGACGAGUGCACACAAUUUCCGUCCGUCUGUCCCCACGAGCGACCCGUCUGCACAAACACCUACGGUAGCUUCAAGUGCCGUGCAAACAAGAGGUGUAACCAGGGAUACGAGCCUAAUGAUGAGGGUACGGCAUGUGUAGCUCAGGUGGCUUAUUUUGGAGAAAAAAGAUCUUCAUCCUCUUCCAAACUCUGGUCUUCCUGUCCUCUUGUACUAACUGUACUCACCGUCUUCAUCGCAUGCUUGUGGGCAUGAAGGGCCGGGAGUCUCUCCGCUCCUGACAUCUCUGUCACCCUGAUUGUUCUCUGUUUCUCAAAGAUCCUAUCUGUCUCACACUGAGGGCUUUGGAAGAUGGUUGUUAAAUGAACUUUCUAUGAACAUUUCACUUUUCCUGUCAUUUCUGCAAUAUCUCAUUUAUAAUCGUGAUCAACAAGAGCCUCUAUGCUUAGCUUUUUUGGGAGCCACAAAAGAUCUCUGUUGUUAGGAAAAACAGCUACAAUGAAUGAAAUCUCUGAUUAAAUAUAAAGCAGUCCUGGUUUUCAUCAUAUUCAUCAACUGUGAUUUGAGAUGAGAUUGUAAUGUGUAUGAUCUUCAUAAAAGGCCUUCUCUCAGCGUGUCACAUGCGUGUAAACAAGCUGUCACGGGUUCAAUUGAGUUCUAGUGCAUUCAGACCUGUAUCACAUCUUGCCAGGAAGCAGCGUGUUAGCAGGUUUUUCAGGAGAGCAUAUGCCCAGCCAUCUGUUUCAUGCAAGGUUACAUUCCUUUAGCAAGAAUAAUACGUUCACAAGAGAUUCAUUCAGCACAGUUUUGACCCUCAAUACUCGUGACUGCAAACGGGAUCAGUGCAUGUUUUUGGCAUGGACGAUUGUUUACACGCCAAAAUUUUAGUCGGAGUUUCUCACACAGCAUUUCACUGUCGUAUAGCACAAUGUUGAACCAGUGAAGGAAUCUUUUUAUGUUAAUACUUGCCGAUAACAACCUGGACAUCUUUUGCUCCAGCUUAAAUAUUGAAAGAAUACUUAGAUUUUCUUGAACCAAUUGGAUUUCUUUAAAUGUGACAUUAUUUUAAAGACAAUCACAUUAUGCUUAUUUCGACAUUGCCAAAAUAAUCAUGAUAUUUGUAGAGUUUAAUUGCAAAAACAAAUAACUCGUUUUUUAAAACAUUUCCAAAAAUUAUGUUUUUUUAUUAUGUUUUGUUUUUGUGUUAGUUGGUUUGAGCUAUUACGUAAAGCUCCAACCUAUGAAAUCUAGCAGCAUCUAGUGGUGAGGUUGUGAAUUGCAACCAACGGCUCACUCCACUGCCCACCCCUCCCUUUUGAAGCACUACGGUGGCUGACACAGGGCUACGAUGUUGUUACGUUUUUGAUUUAUUGCCGAAGGCGAUGACGUAUUAGCGAAAGUCAGUAGAGCAGUUUGUCUGUUAGGGCUACUGUAGAUAGAGAUAGUUAUUCUAAGUUUAUAAAAACAUAACGCUUCAUUACGAAAGGUCUUUAAACACCUCUGAAGACAAAGUUAUGUAUCUUAUAUUGCAUUUCUGACAAUAGAUCCUCCAAAAAAAUACAAACUGGACCUUUAAUCAAAAAACCCCAACUGCAUUUUGAUUGCUAUUCAUUUGAAUGCACAAUAAAAAAUAUUAUUUAAAAUAAUUCAGAGUUAUAGGUUUUUGCAAAUUCACUUUUCAUUUAUAUUUCAUUUGCUGUACUGCCUUUAAUUAUAGCUAAUUUAAUGA
This is a messenger RNA of Triplophysa dalaica, 3472 nucleotides long. RefSeq names its product cartilage acidic protein 1b (gene crtac1b). Gene Ontology annotation, molecular function: calcium ion binding. Lineage: Eukaryota; Metazoa; Chordata; Actinopteri; Cypriniformes; Nemacheilidae. The transcript has 15 exons. Gene Ontology annotation, biological process: axonal fasciculation. The coding region runs from base 88 to 1998 and encodes 636 amino acids. The record is from RefSeq and is a predicted model, not a curated record.